AAAGCGGAGUUCUUCAAGGUGAUCCGCGUCCGCGGCGACGGCCGCUGCAUGUUCCGCUCGCUCGCCGUCGGCCUCGCGCACAUCCGACGCGAGACGCUCACCGCGGCGGACGAAGAGCGCAACGCGGACCAGCUGCGACUCGCCGUGGCCGAGAGCCUGUGCCGCGCGCCGGAGAAGCGCAAGCAGUUCCCGGAGGCGACGACCGCGAUCUCGUACGAGAUGACGCUGCAGACGUACUGCCAGCGGCUGCUGAAGCCGAGCUUCUGGGGCGGGGAGCCGGAGCUGCUGGUUUUGGCGAAGAUCGUGCGGCGGCCGAUCGUCGUGUACAUCCCCGCGGCCAAGGUGAAGAGCGCGGGGACGCAGUCCGGGUACGUGCCCAUACAGACGUACGGGAGAGAGUUCGAGAAAGGGGGGAGCGGGGAUAAGACCGGGAAGGGACGGAAGCCCGUGCGGUUGUUGUACAACGGGCAGAACCACUACGAUCUGUUGAUUCCCUGA
Micromonas pusilla CCMP1545 is the source of this 498-nucleotide messenger RNA. RefSeq lists its product as uncharacterized. The record is from RefSeq and is a predicted model, not a curated record. Gene Ontology annotation, biological process: endoplasmic reticulum unfolded protein response; protein deubiquitination. NCBI's taxonomy places the organism in Eukaryota, Viridiplantae, Chlorophyta, Mamiellophyceae, Mamiellales, Mamiellaceae. The annotation marks the transcript as partial. Gene Ontology annotation, cellular component: cytosol; nucleus. The transcript is spliced from 3 exons. Gene Ontology annotation, molecular function: cysteine-type deubiquitinase activity.